Messenger RNA from Pelodiscus sinensis (Chinese soft-shelled turtle), 2805 nucleotides. Lineage: Eukaryota; Metazoa; Chordata; Testudines; Trionychidae. The record is from RefSeq and is a predicted model, not a curated record.
CCCGGGGGGGGGGGGCCUGAGCUGCCACGGAGAUUCCCCACCCUGUUGCCUACGAGGGGGUCGCGAUGGCAGAGAGGCCGCCUCCAGGCCCCCCGGUGAUCUUCUGUCAGGACUCCCCGAAGCGGGUCCUGGUCUCCGUUAUCAAAACCACCCCGAUUAAACCGUCCCGGGGAGGCGGGGAGGCGGCGCCCGCCCCACCCGUCCCUACCAGCCCCGGCUUCAGUGACUUUAUGGUGUACCCCUGGCGCUGGGGGGAGAACGCGCACAACGUGACCCUCAGCCCCGGUAGCACCGCCGCGCCCUCCUCAGUCCCGCAGCCCCGAGGAGGGGCGGUCAGAGCCUCCAGCGGGGAGGACGAGGAGGCGGGCAGCCCGGAUAGCGGCGGCGUGAAGGAUGGUAUUAGACGUGGCCGACCAAGAGCAGACACAGUACGAGAUCUAAUAAGUGAGGGAGAGCAUUCAUCCAGCCGAAUCCGUUGUAAUAUCUGCAACAGAGUGUUUCCACGAGAAAAAUCUUUGCAGGCACACAAAAGAACUCACACUGGUGAAAGGCCUUAUUUGUGUGACUAUCCAGAUUGUGGGAAAGCCUUUGUUCAGAGUGGACAGCUGAAAACACACCAGCGUCUCCACACAGGAGAAAAGCCUUUUGUCUGCUCAGAAAAUGGAUGUUUAAGCAGAUUCACACAUGCAAACCGUCAUUGCCCCAAGCAUCCUUAUGCAAGGCUGAAGAGAGAAGAACCUACAGGCAGGCUGAGUAAAAAACAAACAGCUGAUAAUAAAGCAGUUGCUGAGUGCCUAACAAAGUACUGGGAGACCAGAGAGCAACGCACUCCUACUUUGAAAAGCAAAACAACUCAGAAAGCUGACCAGGAACAGCAAGAUCCCAUGGAAUAUCUUCAGUCUGAUGAAGAGGAUGAUGAAGAAAAAAAUAGGUCUCCCUCAGCUGCCCGCCGCCGCCUUCAGGAGCAGCGUGAACGCCUGCAUGGUGCACUGGCUCUUAUUGAGCUUGCAAAUCUGGCUGGAGCACCACUGCGACCGUAGCAUAGGAACUGAAUCAGCCAGUAUACAAAAUGUACUGCCUUGUGGUACUUAACCAGUUAGAUCCUGGGCAUAAGCUAAGCACCUUAUUUGCUUAUCAUAGGCUGCUAUUCUGUAGAAUUUAUGAAGAAUGUUGUUGCUCCACAAGGUGGAGUGAGAGAAUUGCACUUUUUUGUAUGGUAAAAGACAGAUGUAAAGUUUUUAAGUAUUUUGUAAAUAUGGGACUGCACAAUGCAGGGUCAACAAAUUGCAUAUUGUGGAAUGUUAGAUUUUUUGCAAGGUUAAUUCAUUCAUUUGAAGCAGUUCUCACAGGAAGCACUUUCUGAACAUAAUGCUUGUAUGAUUAGGAAAAUUGUACAGGUGACACAAGAAUAAUAUUUAUCUAUUUAAACAAAAUUUACAUGUAGUACAUUUGUUAAUACUAUAAGCAGUGAUGCAACCAAGUCUUUAAUGGCAGUAUAUUUUACCUAGUAUCACUGAGAAGAGGCCAAAGCUUCUAACUCGUGGUGGGGAAGAAACUGGUUAUGUAGAAACUAAGACAGUUCAGGAUCUUCACUGUGACUGCCCAAAGUAUGAGACUGACUUUGCUAUCAUAUUUUAGAGUUGAGAUUUCAAUAGAAUUUCUUGGUCUGAGUAGCACUUGUUAUUCCUAGCAUGUUAUGUUGGGAACUUUUGCACAUUGUUGGGCUUAUUUGAAAAUGAAUGAUUAGUCUUGCAAAGUCUAAACGUAAAGGUAACAAUUGGUAAUAUUUCUCAGAUAUUUUGGACCCUGUAAUGAGAUUUGGCACUUGUUUUGUUAAUAAAGGGGGUAUUUACAGGGUGGUAUUGAUUUGUAGUAAACUAUUUAGACCUCUUAUUAGCUAACACUAAGUUUUAAAAAUACUGCUUUUAUAUGAAUAUUAGCAAAUAGAAGCCUCCAUAUUCUUUAAGUGCAUAAAGCCACCUUAUUGCUUUACUUCAGGAUAAGACAUCCAGUUUUUGUGUUCACUAAGUGUAGUACUGCUAUCAGUUAAACACUGCAGAAGAAUAUUUGCUGUUCAACUAUAAAAUAGGCUUCCAGAGAUAGUUGCAAGUGUGGGUUUUUUUUUUUUAAAUUGUGUGGUUUCAUAUAUCUUUCCCAAAUAAAUGAAGUUACAGAACACCGCUUCGUGAUCUCAAGCACAAAUUGAAAAGUAAGUUUAGCAGUACAUCCUUAUCACCUCAUGUUUUAUAUUAAUUUUAUCUGACUUGCCAUAUAACAGGCUUGUCUAAUGGUCUUAUUUUGCCUUUCUUUUGAUCAAUAUAUAACAUGCUAGCAGAUUAUUACAAAAAAAAAUUAGUGAAUUUGGCAUGCUCCUGAAUUUCUUUUUUAAAGUUGGGCUGCUGGUUUAGUGAAGAUUGGGAAAAAAAAUUCCAAUUAUUUUCCAAAUAGACUCCUUUCUCUUAUCACAACAAAACCAGAAAAUAUAGAUGUGAAUGAGAGCCAUUUUUCGAUUAGUGUGAGUGGGAGGGAAAAGGUAGUUAAAUGACUUGUAAGUCAUUUUAAAACUGAUUUUGAUGAGGACAGAAGUUUUGGAAAUCUAACAUCACAGCAGAGAAUAUAGCUCUUGAAUUCAUUUAGUCAUCUUUUAAUAACUGAUGCCUAUAAUGGCAUGAAUUUUAUUAACCUGGUACAUAUUAGAAUUGUGUUGGAGCACUUAGCUAAAACAUGGUCAGAUAUUUUAAGAGUUUGUGAUUAAGAACUGCAUUGGUAAGUCGAAUAAUUUUAUAUACUCAUUUCCUUGUUAAU